Molecule: messenger RNA, 390 nt
Organism: Cryptosporidium muris RN66
Lineage: Eukaryota; Apicomplexa; Conoidasida; Eucoccidiorida; Cryptosporidiidae
Exons: 1
Coding region: 1-390 (129 amino acids)
Source: RefSeq, a predicted model, not a curated record
AUGGGACACAAAGAUAUGGUAUAUGCUGAAUUAAGUUUUGGAGGCAACCAUAAUGAAAAUUAUAAACCCGUUUCAGAAUCUGAUAUAAUAUAUAGUUUGCCUAUGAUUGUGGAAGGAUCAGUAGUUACUGCUUCUCAAUCUGAAGACUGUUCAGAUGAAGAUUUGAGAUUAAUUAAGAAGAAAAUUUCAGAUUUAGAGAACUUAUAUAAAUAUACUUCGGAAUUGUCUAAUAAGUGUGAUAAUGGUGACUGCAAUUCAGAAGAUUGCAAAGGAUGUUCAUAUGCUCAAAGUUAUAAAUCUCAAUUAUUAGUUGAGUUGAAAGUUCUUAGUCACAAACUAAAUAAGGAUUUAGAGUAUUGUAAUAGAAAACGUAGAAAUCUAAGUAAGUGA